Messenger RNA from Peromyscus maniculatus bairdii (prairie deer mouse), 2874 nucleotides. NCBI's taxonomy places the organism in Eukaryota, Metazoa, Chordata, Mammalia, Rodentia, Cricetidae. The record is from RefSeq and is a predicted model, not a curated record.
GAUGGAACCAUCCACCAUGGGCUGGACCCUCACCCAUCAAUCACUAAUUAAGAAAAUGCUUGCCUGCAGCCAAAUCUUAUGGAGACAAUUUCUCAAUUGAGGCUCCCUCCACGCAGAUGACUUUAGCCUGUGUCAAGCUGACAUAAAACUAUCCCACACAAGUGGGUGCUGUCUGAGAGUCAGCUGAAACAGAAGCCUAAGACACAUUUAAAGGACAGCUUGUCAGGGGGCUGGAGCACAGUAACAUGCUUGCCUUUCAAUCAAUAGUUCCCGAGUUCUAGGCCCAGUACCUAUUUUAAAAAGCCUGGCUUGAUGACAUGCACUUGAAAUACCAGCACUGGGGAGGCAGAGGCAGGAGAAUUCUCAGAGCUUACUGACCCGCCAGUCAAGCCGAAUUGUUGAGCUCUGGGCCAAUGGCAGACCUUGUUACAAAGGAGGUGGAUGACAUUCCUGACACUACCACCUGAAAUUUUCCCCUCACUCCUCACAUACACAUAUCCAGAGGCACAAGCAUGCCACACAUGCGCACAUACAGACACGCAUUAAGCAAAAUAAUUUGUCUGGAAAGUGUCCUGUUUUGUUGAUGUUGUUGUUGUUUUCUAUCAACUUGACACAAGUUAGAGUCAUCUGGGAAGAGAGAACCUCAACUGAGAAAAGGCCUCCAUCCCACAGUGGCCUGCAGGCAAACCUGUGGGGCAUUUUCUUGUUUGAGAAUCGAUGUGGGAGGGCCCAGCCCACCGUGGGUGAUACCAUCCCAACGGCAGGUGGUCCUGGGUGUAUAAGAAAAGUAGCUCAACAGGCCACUGGGAACAAACCAGUUAGCAGCAGUUCUCAAUGGUCUCUGCUUCAGUUCCUGAGUUCCUGCCCUGGCUUCCCCGACGAUGGGCUGCAUGUAACCUAUAACCCAGUUAAACCCUUUCUCCCCAUGUUGGUUUUGGUCAUGAUCAUUAUCUCAGCAAUAGAAAGUCAACCAAGACAUUAAAUAACCUCCCCAAAGAUACAUAUGUGAGGAGCUAGAUCAGGGGUUCAAGAGCUCCCGGAGGAACUGGUUUCUGCUUUCCAGCUGGGCCUGUCAACAAAGUCUAGUCAGCCUUCUCCCUGGGGCUUUCUUUCAUCCCUGCUGGGAGGGUCCCACAGCACUCACACCUAGGCUUCUAUGUGGCAUCAAAAUAAUAUAAAAGAAUUUGGCAGUCUAACCCUAAACACAGUGUAUGGCUUCCUGCCUCCUGAGUAGACCCUUGGGAGUGUCGAAUAUCUCCUUGGGGACUAAGGAAAGUAACCUUUGACCUGGAGAUUUCCUGCUUCUUUGGGGUUUCUAGGUCAGGAUUCUCAGAUGAUGGCUGGUGUCAGGGAAGGUUUCAAGCUGGGAAGGGUGAAGGGCAGGCAGGCUGGGGCAUAGGCUUCCUGACCCCCAGGUGGUCCUGCCUGACUUGCUUUCAUCACAAUACGCCCCCUUCAUCUGCUCAGCGUCCACAUCACCCUGUUUCAGGAGCCCUGGCUUCUGCAUUCUGGCUCUGAAGAUCCACUUGCCUGUUGACUGGGUUUCCCUGAGCAAUUUUUUUUUUUUAGCAUAACCUCAAACCAAAGCUGAAUUUAACAACUUGUGUAACGUCUCUGGAACUGUCCUCCACCGGGAGGCCCUGGACACCCUGCUUUCAGGGCAGGUAGCUGAGAGCCUUGACAGAUCCAGCUUACAUCUAUCAGACGUGGACCAUGGCCUGGCCAUUGUGGACAUUGUCCAGGCAAUACUUCUCAUUUCACCAAGCGACUCUUCUUCUAAUUGCUCUUCUCUUGGCCAUCUUUGGUUAUGGCUACUGGCACCAGAAGAGCCAGAUUCACAAGGGUGAACUAAUCAAGGCAGACAUGGCUGAUAGAAAACAGUAUAGACUGCAAGAUAAAUCAUUAUCAAAAUUGAUAUAUACCCAGCCAAGUCUGCUUACACCCACUAGGAGAGAUGUCCUUGUGUUGACCAGUUGGCUCGCCCCGGUUGUGUGGGAAUGGACUUUCAACAUCGACAUCUUAAAUGAGCAGUUCCAACUCCAGAAUGCUACCAUUGGAUUGACCGUGUUUGCUUUAAAAAACUACAAGGAGUACUUGGAGCAGUUCCUGAGGUCUGCGGAGACAUUCUUCAUGGUAGGACACAAGGUGAACUACUACAUCUUCACCGACCAACCUCACGAUGUCCCUCAGAUCCCCCUCCACGACGGAAGAAAAGUGGUUACCCUCCAGAUGCCGAGUUUUGAGCGCCCUCAGGACAUUUCCAUGCAGCGCAUGGAGUUCAUCAGCAUCUAUUCCAAGCAGCGUUUUCACAAGGAGGUGGCUUAUCUGGUGUGUUCUGAUGUGGAUGUCACCUUCCAGCACAAGGUGGGUGUGGAGAUUCUCUCUCCCUUGUUCGCCACCCUCCAUCUGCACUUCUUCAUGGCUGGUCGGGAGACAUUCCACUAUGAACGCCGGCCUAAGUCACAAGCUUACAUUCCAAAGGACGAGGGGGACUUUUAUUACACAGGGUCCUUAUUUGGGGGAUCAGUGGCAGAGAUAUAUAGGCUCACUGCAGCCUGUCACCAGAUGAUCAUAACAGAUAAAAUCAAUAACAUUGAGGCCCUGCAGCUCGGUGAGAGUCACCUGAACAAGUACCUGCUUUACCACAAACCCACCAAGAUCCUUUCUUCAGAGUACAUGUUCAAUAAGAAGAUCGCUACCGAGAGGUGGGUGAAUGAACACUUCGAUUUGUUCCACUUCUUCAAGCGUGUUAAAAUUUUGGACUUGUCCCCAAAUUACAUGCAGACACAUAAUAAAGACACUGUCAGAAACUAUUCAGAGAGAGAGGAUGAUGGAUGCUGUGUACCCCAGCUGGAUGGACUGGACAUAAUCUGA